AUGGAGAGGCUUUUUGUUGUGAGCAUUCUUUUCACAGCCUGUUGCGCUGUUCCUCAAGAUCUGUCAGGAAAAAUGUUUACGUUUCCUGUGGAGUCCAAUGUUACUCGUGCCAGACUCCUGCCAUCAGGAAAUAACUUCACCUCUGCAACAGUCUGCCUCAGGUUCUUUACCGACCUUACUCGAUCCUACUCUCUUUUUUCAACGGCAUCCACUAUCCAAAACAAUGACUUCUUAAUCUUCAAACCAGCAAGCAAAGGUAGUUUUCAUGUGCUCACACGUGGCCAAAGCUCUAAUUUUUAUGACCUACCAGAUGAGCGAAACACCUGGAACUCCAUCUGCAGCACCUGGGAUUCCAACUCUGGAUUGGUUCAGGUCUCGCUCAACGGAAAUCCAAGUACCAGGAAGAUCGGAUUCAAGGGGAAUCUGGAUGGAGAGCUAAGCAUAGUGCUGGGACAAGAGCAGGACUCAGUGGAUGGAGGGUUUGAUGCAAAGCAGUCAUUUGUAGGGAUGAUUACUGAUGUCCAUAUGUGGGACUAUGUCCUUUCUGAUAGUGAGAUCCAGCAGUUUGCUAAAGAUCUGAACUUCACCCCUGGUAAUGUUAUCAACUGGCGAGCCCUUGAUUUCACCAUCGUUGGAGAUGUUGUCAUUGAGGACAGUCCAAACAGCUGUCAGUGA
This is a messenger RNA of Sardina pilchardus (European sardine), 675 nucleotides long. Its product is annotated as C-reactive protein-like. The transcript is spliced from 3 exons. Bases 1 to 675 code for a protein of 224 amino acids. Lineage: Eukaryota; Metazoa; Chordata; Actinopteri; Clupeiformes; Clupeidae. The record is from RefSeq and is a predicted model, not a curated record.